Colletotrichum higginsianum IMI 349063 is the source of this 537-nucleotide messenger RNA. RefSeq lists its product as uncharacterized. The record is from RefSeq and is a predicted model, not a curated record. The transcript is spliced from 2 exons. Bases 1 to 537 code for a protein of 178 amino acids. Lineage: Eukaryota; Fungi; Ascomycota; Sordariomycetes; Glomerellales; Glomerellaceae.
AUGGGGAGAGCACCUACAGCAUCGAGUGGGGGCUUCAAAAUCAACCGCGAUCUCCGCCUGAUUGACUACUACACCGACUUCCUCUAUAAGAUGACCAAACCCGAUGAGCCUAGACAUCCACAGUUCGAGAUCUACGGUUCAAGUGUUACUAUAUGGGAUGUCUGGGGAAAAUCAUUGUACUUUUCACUGCAGAGGAUUCUCCGGCUUCCCAAAAGACGGCAAAACCUAUGGCAUGUCAAUCUUCCUAGCUUCACAACGUACCCUUCGACAAGUCCCAUUCUUGAGCUAGAAGUGCCUUUGAAACAUGUCACAGUUGGAUGGCUUGAACGCACGGCAGGCACAAUGGGCAAGGAAGUAGGUUUUGAAAGUCUUACAACACCUCCGUCGGGAAGUUCACUAGCCGCUGGCACAUUCCCUAGCCAGCGAACCUGCGAGAAGGCCUGUGAACAGAUAUGGGACUGGAGUCGUAAGCGUGUGCUUAACAUACAGAUCCUCAGCACUGUUGUUUUCCGGUCAAUCACUGGGAUUCCCGCCUGA